Messenger RNA from Oncorhynchus kisutch (coho salmon), 6544 nucleotides. RefSeq names its product malonyl-CoA decarboxylase, mitochondrial-like. Lineage: Eukaryota; Metazoa; Chordata; Actinopteri; Salmoniformes; Salmonidae. Gene Ontology annotation, biological process: fatty acid biosynthetic process; malonyl-CoA catabolic process; acetyl-CoA biosynthetic process. The transcript has 5 exons. The record is from RefSeq and is a predicted model, not a curated record. Gene Ontology annotation, cellular component: mitochondrial matrix; peroxisomal matrix. Gene Ontology annotation, molecular function: malonyl-CoA decarboxylase activity. The coding region runs from base 129 to 1646 and encodes 505 amino acids.
CGUUAUUUCCUUCAGGCUCGCUGUGAUAGUUGUACUGUCUCUUUAAUAAUAUACCGUGAAGGAUCAAGUUGCGCACCGGGUGGUACUGGUAUUAUUUACAACUGGAAAGAGACAAUUUACAGAUUGCGAUGAUACCCCAGCCCAUAAUUUCUACAUUGCGCAGUGGUGUGAGUUUCUGGCGACAUCGAAGUGUUUUAGUAACGGCUUUAAGGCUCCAGGCCUUGAACUUUCGAAGCGUGCGUUGUCGGUUUACCUCGGCACCUGGUACUGUCAGAUCCAUGGAGGACAUACUGACGAGGGUUGUGGUACCGUUACCUACAUACGAGACGAGAGAGAAGUCCCCGCCUCCACCCGAAUCGAACAGUGUGGAAUUUAUGCAUUUCUACAAAAGCCUUGAAAAGGAAGAGAAGUCACAAUUACUAGCAACGCUAUCACACGAUUUUGGUGUGGACCACAAAGGAGUUUCAGAGCUAGCAGGCAAGCUGCUCGACACUCAGUUAAGGGACUUGGCUACAAUAUUGCAAGUAGAGGACAGGUUACGAUACAGUCUGACUCCGCGCUAUAAACAGUUGCUUAAUCACAUAAGCAGGGUUGAGGGGGGAGUGAAGUUCCUGGUGGACCUACGUGCCGAUCUGCUUGAAAUAAUAUCAUCUAAAGGAAGUGACAGUCCUCACAUUCGGGACCUGAAUGGCACUCUGAAGAGUCUGCUGUCGGAGUGGUUCUCUGUGGGUCUGCUGCGUCUGGAGAGGAUCACCUGGCAGUCCCCCUGCGAGAUACUGCAGAAGAUCAGCCAGUACGAGGCUGUCCACCCUGUGAGGAACUGGACCGAUAUAAAACGUAGGGUGGGGCCGUACCGUCGCUGCUAUGCCUUCACUCACGCUGCCAUGCCAGGGGAACCACUGGUCGUCCUGCAUGUGGCACUCACAGAGGACAUCUCUGAUAACAUACAGAGUAUCGUGAGAGAGUUGGCUACCCUGGACUUGGAGGAGGAUGUGAACAAGGUCAACACAGCAGUGUUCUACUCCAUCUCCUCCAGCCAGGCUGGCCUGCAGGGGGUGGAGCUGGGGAACGUUCUUAUCAAGAGAGUGGUGCGGGAGCUGCAGAGUGAGUUCCCCCACAUGUCCCAGUUCUCCAGCCUGUCUCCCAUCCCGGGCUUCUCCUCCUGGUUACUGGGCAUGCUCAGCCAGCACCGGAAGGAGGGCCGUAUGGAGCUGCUAACUGAACGUGAGUGGAGGGAGGUGGCAGAUGUCACAAACACAGCCCCCGAUACCAACGCCCUGGAUGCCCUGCGUAAGCUGAUCAGCACUGGCGAGUGGACCCGCUCUGAACGCCUGGUCCACGUCCUGGAGCCUGCCCUGAUGCGCCUCUGUGCCUGGUACCUCUACGGAGAGAAGCGGCGCGGCUAUACCCUGAACCCUGUGGCCAACUUCCACCUGCAGAAUGGUGCCACCAUGUGGAGGCUGAACUGGCAUGCAGACACCAGCCCCCGGGGAGUGGCCAACUCCUGUGGCAUCAUGGUGAACUACAGAUACUUCCUGCAGGAGACCCCGUCCAACAGCGCUGCCUACAUGCACAACAAAGUCAUCACAGUUACAGAACAGGUGCUGGGCUUGGUCUCACAGUUUCAGAAGAACAGCAAACUCUGAGCUCCAUGGACACCCAUGUACACGCACACACACACUUGGUAUCAAAGAUGCCUCUAGGUCCAGGACUGGCUGACUUUACGGCUCUGAUCUAAUGUGCCAAAACAAAACACGUUCAUAACAUGGAGACAAUUUGUGGAAUGAUAUUCAUUUAUUUUGUUAUUUUCUUUUUACAAUCUAUCCCAUGUAGCGCAUGGAUUUUCCUCUACCAUCCUUCUUGGGGUGGGUAUGGUGGUGUUAUCAUCUCCGAUAGACUCCCGGUGUUUUAUGGUGUGAGAGACUACAGCUAAUGAAGCGAGAGACAUUUACAGUGCCUUGCAAAAGUAUUCAUCCCCCUUGUCAUUUUUCUGCAUUAUAACUUGUAAUUUAAAUAGAUUUUUAUUUGGAUUUCAUGUAAUGAACAUACACAAAAUAGUCCAAAUUGGUGAUGUGAAAUAAAAAAAAUAACUACUUUCAAAAAAUUUAAAAUAUUUACAAAAAAUGAAAAAGAUGUGCGCGCAUAUGUAUUCACCCCCUUUGCUAUGAAGCCCCUAAAUCAGAUCUGGUGCAACCAAUUACCUUCAGAUGUCACAUAAUUAGUUAAAUAAAGUCCACCUGUGUGGAAUCUAAGUAUAUAUGGGGGAUAUAUACACCUGUUCUGAAAGGCCCCAGAGUCUGCAACACCACUAAGCAAGUGGCACCACUAAGCAAGCGGCACCAUGAAGACCAAGAAGCUCUCCAAACUGGUCAGGGCAAAGUUUUGGAGCAGUACAGAUCGGGGUUGGGUUAUAAAAAAAUAUCAGAAACUUUGAACAUAGCAAAAAAUUUAAAGAAUAUGGCAUCACAACAAACCUGCCAAGAGACGGCCACCCACCAAAACUCACGGACCAGGCAAGGAGGGCAAUAAUCAGAGAGGCAACAAAGAGAUCAAAGACAACCCUGAAGGAGCUGCAAAGCUCCACAGCGGAGAUUGGAGUAUCUGUCCAUAGGACCACUUUAAGCCGUACACUCCACAGAGCUGAGCUUUACGGAAGAGUGGCCAAAAAAAAAAAAAAGCCAUUGUGUUCGCCAAAAGGCAUGUGGGAGACUCCCCAAACAUAUGGAAGAAGGUACUCUGGUCAGAUGAGACUAAAAUGUAGCUUUUUGGCCAUCAAGGAAAAUGCUAUGUCUGGCGCAAUCACAACACCUCUCAUCACCUCGAGAACACCAUCCCAACAGUGAAGCAUGGAGGUGGUAGCAUCAUGCAGUGGGGAUGUUUUUCCUCAGCAGGGACUGGGAAACUAAUCAGUAUUGAAGGAAUGAUGGAUGAAGCUAAAUACAGGGAAAUUCUUUGAGAGAUUUGAGACUGGGACGGAGGUUCACCUUCCAGCAGGACAAUGACCCUAAGCAUACUGCUGAAGCAACACUCGAGUGGUUAAAGGGUUAACAUUUAAAUGUCUUCGAAUGGCCUAGUUAAAGCCCAGACCUCAAUCCAAUUGAGAAUCUGUGGUAUGACUUAAAGAUUGCUGUACACCAGCGGAACCCAUUCAACUUCAAGGAGCUGGAGCAGUUUUGCCUUGAAGAAUGGGCAAAACUCCCAGUGGCUAAAUGUGCCAAGUUUAUAGAGACAUACCCCAAGAGAUUUGCAGCUGUAAUUGCUGCAAAAGGUGUUUCUACAAACUAUUGACUUUGGAGGGGUGAAUAGUUAUGCACACUCAAGUUUUCCGUUUUUUUGUAUUAUUUCUUGUUUGUUUCACAAUAAAAAAAUAUUUUGCAUCUUCAAAGUGGUAGGCUUGUUGUGUAAAUCAAAUGAUACAAACUCCCCCAAAAAACAUUUUUAAUUCCAGGUUGUAAGGCAACAUAAUAGGAAAAAUGCCAAGGGGUGGUGAAUACUUUCGCAAGCCACUAUAUCAGGCCGUGCCAUGUUUCUACUUAACAAUGUGUGUGAUGCUGUAGCACAGCAAAUAGGCUGCAGAGCUACUGGAAUAAACCAUGUUUUGAUCAUUUGUCUGAUCUGUUUAGCUGCAAAGAGGCGUAUGUGUGUGUGUGUGUGUGCAGAGCCGGGCAGGUAAAAAAGGGAACAGACACCCACAAUUGUAUAGAAUUAUGUACAGCAAUACAGUACCAUAUUGUCUCGAACACUGAUUGUCACCCUACAAUCUCUACUAAUCAGUUAAUUAAUAAUGCGUCUACCUGCAUUGCUUGCUGUUUGGGGUUUUAGGCUGGGUUUCUGUACAGCACUUUGUGACAUCAGCUGAUGUAAGAAGGGCUUUAUAAAUACAUUUGAUUGAUUUGAUUGAAUUACUGAUGAUCAAUCAGGCUAUUCUUUAAUGAGCUGUACUCGCAAGAGAUUUAACAUUUUUAAUUUAAUUUACAGUAUAUGUAGAAUUGGUUAUUUUCUGCAAAAGGCUAAGUCAUAUUUCAUAGCGGUAUUUCAUUUCAAAAUGUGUUCAGUUGCCAUGGCUGACACCAUAGUAAUUGCAGAGGGUGUUUGGAAAUGUUUGCUACCUGCCACCACUCACUCCCCCCUAGAGACACAUAUCUGAUGUACUGCUACACCAAAGUACUGAACCAAGUGGGACUCAUAUCUGCCCCCACUCUAUUGUUUUGAAAGACUAUAUCACAGCAAGUUGACUGUGAAAUUACAUUUUAUCUCUCAAAGGAGCCAAACUUCUUUUCCGAGCCAGCCACACAGUGUCCCAGAAACUAAUGAAGUGAGAAAUAAAGUUAAAAUAAAUGGAUAGAUUUAUAGCAUUCACUGUAAAGCCGGGAAGGAAAUCAGAGAGCAUAAAAGGACACUGUUUAUAGGAUGCCCCUGAGAAAGCAUUCCUCUCGUGAGACAGACAGGGAGGGUGGACACCUGCUGAUGCUCCAGUGCAAAGUCCAAGGCUGUCACACCCGUCCACAACCAUGGAUGAGAUUGUGAAUGGAAACAACAAUGACAUAUCCCUACCUUUCCACUAAGCAAAGAAAAGAUCCACUGCUCUAUCAAUUCAACAACAUAGAUGGAUGGAUUUCUGUGGUGUUUAUUCUUGAAUGACAUUGAACUCAAGAACUGGAAAAGUUGUCAAAGAACUGGAGCACUGAGACAACAGAGAUAUCACAACAUUGCAUUUCCACUUUAUGUCCUUCAUUGUCAGACAAGGGAAAAGAGCUACAGAGCAUGUACAUGUGCUUGAAUUGAUUUGAUGUGUGAAUAAACCGUUAAUGUAAAUUUAGUGUGAAGGGUAUAUAUAUAACAUGCCCAUGCUCUCAUUCACACAUUGCACACACACACACGUGUGUGUGUGUGUGUGUGUGUGUGUGUGUGUGUGUGUGUGUGUGAGAAUGAGAGCAUGGGCAUGUUAUUGCCAUCAUUAUAGGCUGAUAAAUUCAAUUUGAAUAGAGCACUGCACGAGAGGGGAUCAUCUUAGAAGCAUUUUUGAAUCCCGUAGAAAAGCUGAUUUAUUCUAGGUACCUCUCAACGAAUUACAAGACCUGUCAGUCACAGCAUUACAUUCGUAUUGAAGUCCUGUAGACAUCUCACUCUCUAUUCAGAAUCCAUCUCAUUUGGCACACACUAUUUGCUGCUGCUUUAACGCACACGCACACACACACACACACACAGCUUUCUUUAACAGCACUCAAAGAAUGAUUACUGACUAUGACUGCUAUGGUAAACCUGUAUGGAAUGGAAACAUACAGCUUGUGUUUUCAUCAGCUUUCCUUUUUGAUACUGUGUCAUUUUUUCAAAGAAAAUGCAAACUGAGUCGUACAAGGUGAAUGUGUUAGCAAAAAGAUGCAAAUGUGUGCUGGCCACACUGACGACCUGGAGAUAUGUCACAGCAUUCUAAUCAACACGCCUCCAGCCUCCUGCCAAAUGCACAUUAACAUUUAAGGGCCCAUUUGUUAAUAAGCAAUUACAGACAGAAUUGAUUAGUAGCCACUUUACACCAUUUUUAAUGGCUGGAAUAUGCCAUUACAGUUUGGCAAGGUACACAAGCUACAAGGUUCUUUUCCCAUAUCACAGCACAUUUGGACAGCGCAUACAUCAACCCUCAUGUUCCUGCUCUUGAUAUGAAUAUUGAGUGUCUAACAUGAAAUAUAGUGAAAAUGAGAAUGAGCUGAACAUAUUAACACAGCCUGGUCCAGUCUAAUGUCAAGCGGAUGGCCCGUCUAAUUCAUAGCACUGGUAAGUCAUAAAAUCUUUAAACAUUAAAGUAUAUUGAGGACCUGAUCAAUAUGGAUUGCAAAAGUUACCAGAAAUAGAAUUUAACACCUUGGUGAGUUCACACAAUAAGUCAUUGAAACAGUGGAUUUAACUGAAACGUCUUCUCAGAUGAGACAUGAGGAAAGAAAAAGCUUUAAGGGAAAAAGAAAUGCAUUGGCUGUCUCAUAAUAGGUCUGAGAUUAUUCGAGUGAAAGAGAGAGCAAUGAAAGGGAGAGAGUAAUUGAAAGGAAAUGAAAACAGUAUGUUAUCACAGUUGCAGUAAAGUAUUAAAGUCAUACCUAGUACUGUGUAGGAUAUAAGAACCACUUGGUAGUUUACAUAUUCAGAAGAAAAUAAUGCUUUCAUGAUUUUUACAUAUGUACAGUACAGUAUAUUGUGUGUUAAGGAUAGUUUCCAAACAUGCUAGACUUGUACUCAUACAAUGCUAUUGUCACGCCCUGGCCAUAGAGAGGCUUUUAUUCUCUAUUUUGGUUAGGCCAGGGUGUGACUAGGGUGGGCAUUCUAGUUUCUAUGUUUUCUAUUUCUUUGUUUUUGUCCGAGUGUGGUUCCCAAUCAGAGGCAGCUGUCUAUCGUUGUCUCUGAGUGGGAACCAUACAUAGGUAGCCUUUUCCCCACCUGUGUUUUGUGGGUAGUUGUUUUCUGUAUAGUUUAUUUGCCUUACAGAACUGUUCGAUUUUUGUCUUUGUGAUUUUGUUCGAGUGUUUUUUGAUUAAUAAAGAAUCAUGAACACUUA